AUGUCAUCUGCGGUACCAUAUGAACCGGAUGAUUUUGAUAACAAUCCGUUUUCAGAGCAAGGUGUGAUUCCACCUGCAUCCAAUUUGGUUCAGUCAUCGUCUUCUCAAUCACCCUUAGAACACUCAGAGCGUGAUAACGACACAGGUGAUAUUAAAUCUAAUGAGUCCCCGAACAAAACACAGAGUGACUUGGAUAAAGUAGCCAACAAACUGUUCAGAGAUUUUCCUAACGAACAGGACCUCAAAAAAUACAUUCCAGAGAGAUUAAACAGGAAGUCGUUCAACAUUUGCGUAAAAAUUCAGGAGGUUGAAAAGAAUGGAAACAUAACAUACAAAAACCCGGUCUUACGAUUUAACGCAAGUGUGAAAAACAUACCUGGAUUUAGAAGGAGCCUUUAUAGAGAUGUGAGGAGAACAUACAAAGAGAUUCAAGGCCUUUACAAAUAUCUGAUCUUCAAUAACAUUGAAGUUUUUGUGCCUGCAUUACCAUCAAUAACAAUCGCGUACAAGGCAAUGUCUCCGGAAUUUUUGAGUACAGUUUCUAGAAGCACUCAGGAGUGGUUUGAUAGAGUGUGCUCCAAUCCGAUUUUGAUAAGAAACCAGGAGUUCAUUUUGUUCUUUGAGCAAAAUGAUUUCAGUUAUACCCCUUCAAAAACGAAGCCAUCCAGCAAUUCUGUCAUGGCUACUGGAAUAAGAAGAAAAACUUUGAAACAAUUACAGCCACCGUAUGAUGCAUGCGAAGAACUUGCUGAAUACCGGCCGAUGAUUAAAUCAAUUCAUAUAGAAUCGGAGAAACUGACCUCAAAAAUGGAUGAUAUUCUGAGACUUGAGAAACAACUAUGCGUUCUUGAUUCAGAUUUUUAUUCGGAUAUAUCUAAGCUGUCCCCUUUGAAUGAUGACAAGCAAAUUGGGAAGGUCUGGAAUAAGUUUAACAAGGUGAUGCAAGUGUUUACUGAAAUGAAUUUAGUUUCUGUUGUUGGAUUCGAUUCCGCCAUUUCCAAUACGUUCAAACUUAUAUCGGAUGAUUGUUACAACAUAAAAGAAUCCUUGACAAAUCGUCAUCUGUUAAUGAGAGAACUAAUUAAUGCAGAAGAAAUAACGAAGAAGAAACAUGGCGUUAUCACUAGACUAAAGUCAAAGUCCAUCAUAGAUCCGAUCAAAAUUGAUGAGGCAAUCAGGUCUUUGGAGAUGGCCAACAACUAUGAAAAGGAAAUACGAUAUGAGGUUAAAAGGACAACUUAUGAAAUGCUUAUAGAAUCAAGAGACUAUACAGAGUAUUUCACCCAAACACUGAAAAGGCUUUUGAAAUCGCUUGCAAAGCAACAAAUCCGGCAGGAACGGAAGAAGCUUCAUCUUCUAACAUCAAAUAGGAUUAUCAACCCCAAGGAAUCAUUAGGCAGAUUGGGCAGAGAAUCAUAUCCGGAGGGAACUGCGAAAAGCUCACAAAAUUUCCUUUCCGAUGAUUCCUGGACUUCCAGGUCCAGAAAAAUUGCAGAUAGCCCUAUUCAAAAUUCCAAUGGUUCCAAAAACAGGAGUCGGGCAGGACUUGAUGAGCUGUCAAAUGUUGAUGCAAAAAAUGCUGCAAGUCUUUUGGCCAGUUCUUCCUUUUGA
Brettanomyces bruxellensis is the source of this 1611-nucleotide messenger RNA. RefSeq lists its product as uncharacterized. The transcript has a single exon. Gene Ontology annotation, molecular function: phosphatidylinositol-3-phosphate binding. NCBI's taxonomy places the organism in Eukaryota, Fungi, Ascomycota, Pichiomycetes, Pichiales, Pichiaceae. Bases 1 to 1611 code for a protein of 536 amino acids. Gene Ontology annotation, cellular component: retromer, tubulation complex; endosome. The record is from RefSeq and is a predicted model, not a curated record. Gene Ontology annotation, biological process: retrograde transport, endosome to Golgi; intracellular protein transport.